AUCUCACUCUCUUAUGGGUGGAGUUUGUCAGUGAGGAGUGAGCUAGAUUCUGUCAAUGAGGUAGUUGCUGUUAAAAGCAGAGGAGAGCAGACAGGUAGGGAGGAAGAAGAAGCGCCAGAUGUGAGCAGAUCAGAUCCUGAAUGAUCAUGUGAACUGGUAAAAGCUCACAUCCACAUGCCACAAUAUCAUCAUACAACCAGGGGGAAAUGUAGCUUCUCCUCAAGAGAAAGACAUCCCUUGGUUUACUAAAGUCUCCUACUGAAGUGUGUUUCUGAAAGCGAUCCUGCUUUUGUUUGGAGUCAGUCCUUGAAGACCCUACAGGACGUCAGUUUGCGACUGACAGUGAUGGGUUCACAGGGUCAAACACUGGCCUGGACCUUACUUCCAGUGCUUCUGCUGGGACUGAUCUACUCAUCACACGGUUCCCUUGUGAAAGUCAAUAAGGGUUUAAAGGUGAAACGGGGUCAGUCAGCCUACCUCCAGGACGGUGACCUGCAGUUCCAUAUUCCCCGUCAGAAGGAUGCAUGCAAGGUGGAGGUGGUGUUAAAUGAGCCCAUAACUCAACGAGUCGGAAAACUCAUGCCUCAGGUAUUUGAUUGCCACUAUCUGGCUGAUGAGGUAAAGUACGUGCAUAACGGCUGUCCAUGGUUAAAGGAGGACACUGUCAAGCUUCGACUGUACAGGUUCACAGAGACAGAGACAUACAUGGAGGUGUUUUCUCUCCAUUUGGACAUCAUGGAACCUGAAUGCAGCAUCAUAAAGCUGGGUCCCAAAUCCCUGGAGGUUCCUGAAUUUUACGGCCUCUCUGAUGCUGUGGAUGGCAAUGUGGUAUCCUUCCACUAUGAGAGGAGGUCUAGCCUGGAGUGUAGCAUCCAUUUGAGUAGCCAUGACACACACCUGCCAGCCCACGGCCAUUUGGUCACCGGAGAGCCAGAGAAAGCUACGAAGAGAGGGGACGAGCCAGAGAGCUUCAUCCACCUACGUCAGCAGCUAGAUAAUAAAGCCAGAGCGAUGUGUAAAUCUGAGGACUGCCUGAAGGGUCUGAAGCUAGUGAAGUUCACCAAAAUUCCCUGUGAUGACUUCCUGGUGAUGGGGCUGAGGUAUCAGCACAUAGACCCUCCAUCCCCAGACGUAGACUACAUCGCAAUCAGACUGGACCUCAAGGACACCAGGAGUGGCAGCAUAUAUCAGUCUGAACAGGCCUGGAUUCCAGUGCAGAUAGUUGGUGCAAUGCCCAACCAGCCCCCCAAACCGUCCUUCAUGUCCUUGUUUAUCCUGGAAGUGGACCAGUUUAUCCUCACUCCGCUUUCAACUGCUACACUAGACGCUGAAGAUGAGGAAACGCCCAAGCAGCUUUUGGUUUUCAACAUUACCAAACCCCCCGUGGAAGGCUUCAUCACCCAUCUGUCUGAUCACACUCGCCCAAUCUCCUCCUUUACAUGGCUCGAUCUCAAUGACAUGCUUGUUGGGUAUCAACCUCCAAACUCCUCACAUACCCAACGCAGGAAUUACGAAGUGGAAUUUGAGGUUCAUGAUUUCUUUGAGAAGAGCCCAUCAAUGACUGUUCAUAUGUCUGUACGGAAUGCAGACACGAAUGCACCCAGAGUGUCUUGGAACAUGGGUCUCAGUCUGUUAGAGGGUCAGUCCCGACCAAUAAUUUGGGAGCAACUCCAGAUUGUGGACAACGACAACCUGAAUGCUGUUCGUAUCAUCACUGUGGACGGCCUGCAGCAUGGACAGCUCACUGUCAGAGGUGGAAAGGGCUUCAUGUUCACCAUCAAUGACAUCAAAGCGGGCGUGGUUCGCUAUCACCACGAUGAUAGCGACUCCACUAAAGACUUCAUCAUCUUUCGCAUCACUGACGGCCACCAUCAGACCCGACACAAGUUCCCCAUCAAGAUCCUGCCGAAGGACGACAGUCCUCCGUUCCUCAUCACCAACAUGCUGCUGGAGGUGUCUGAGGGCCAGAUGGCCUUACUGAGAGGCUCCACCCUCCAGGCUUCAGACAUGGACUCCAGCGACAACUUCAUCCUCUUUAACAUCACACGCCCCCCACAGGCAGGAGAGGUCAUGAAAAUCCCAGGAACAGGGCUCACAGGUUAUCCUGUCAGCCACUUUCUGCAGAAAGACCUGUCUCAGUCCAUGGUUUACUAUAGACACCUAGGAAACAAGGUAUUUGAUGACUCCUUUGAGGUGGUACUGUCGGAUUUCCAUGACCCCCCCAACCUGUCAGAGCCUCAAGUGGUGAUGGUGCACAUAGAGCCUGUUCCAGACCAACCACCUAAAGAGUUUCCUGGUUCCAGCCGGUGUCUCGUGAUCAAAGAAACAGAAGUGGUCCAUAUAACACGGCAACAGCUUCACUUUGUAGACCAGGAGUCCCCAGACAGUGAGCUUACAUAUACGGUUACUACUCCACCUUUCUACACUGGUCCUCACAGCAGUCCAGAUGCAGGGAGGUUGUUCUUAGUCGACAGCAUACCCAAAUUCACCAAAGACUCCAAUGCACCAGUGCUCAGGCUCUUCACACAGCAUGCAGUGAAUUUCAAGAAAGUAGCCUACAUGCCUCCAAUCAUGGACAUCGGCCCUUACCCCCAGUAUAUCCAGUUUGUUCUCUCUGUAACCAACCACCUGGGCAAAACAGUCACCGGGAUCUGCUUUAACAUCACUGUGGUGCCAGAGAACAACCAGCCACCACAGGUUAUAACCAUCCCCCUGACUGUAGAUGAGGGAGGGGAGUCCUGGCUCGGCCCUGAACACUUGCUGCUGUCAGACUUGGACUCCAUGGAAGAAGCCCUGCAGGUGGAGCUUCAGAGGGAACCACAGCAUGGGGCUCUGCAACUAGGCGGCCUUCCGCUGAAGCCAGGCCACACUUUCACUGUUCAAGACCUGAAAAGCCUUAAAGUUAGGUACAAUCACGACAGCUCAGAAACUGUAGAGGACAACAUUGAAUUCACUGCGACAGAUGGCAUCAACUCCGUCAGUUUUGCCCUGCAAGUGAAGGUGAUGCCCAUCAAUGACGAGGUCCCAGUGUUGGUUACUGGCUUGAAACCGGUUCUCAGCUGUGCAGAGGGACAGGAAAUAGUCAUCACAGCUGAGUAUAUCUACGCUACUGAUGCAGACAGCGACAACAGCAGCCUGGCUUUCCUGAUCGCCCGACAGCCGUAUCACGGUGUGGUGCUCCGAAACGGUGUCAUCGUCGAUCGCUUCAUCCAGGCAGACAUCACUGCGGGGACCAUCAGCUACAAACACACAGGACUGGAGAUUGGACUCACUCCUCGCCAUGACACCAUCACCUUUGUUAUUUCUGACGGAGAAACAGAAAACUCUGCUCUGUGCUGCAGUGAAGGAAAUCCCGCCAGGACCAGAGGCUCUGCUCAGCUACGGGACAGUCUGCCUGUGUACGACCUCCAGAUCACAGUGUUUCCAGUCGACAACCAACCACCUUCAAUGACAACAGGAGACAUCUUUGUUGUGGAUGAAGGUGGGACUGCCCCUAUAACUGCAUCUCAUUUAAAGGCCUCUGACAUGGACACCAUCCAGGACAAACUGGUGGUCAGUCUGAUUUCUCCGCCCCAGUUUGGCUACAUUGAAAAUGUCCUGCCCAGUCCCGGCUUUGAGAAAAGCAACACAGGCAUAAGCAUAGCUUCCUUUUCAUACAAAGACAUCAUUGACGGUCAUGUAAACUACGUACAGUCCAGACACCAGAGGAUGGAGCCCACAGCUGACCAGUUCAUGCUCUGCGUAUCAGACGGCAAACACAGCUCUGCCCACGUCCCCUUCUACAUUAUUAUUAACCCGACAAACGAUGAGAUCCCAGAGUUUGUGGCUCGCAACAUCACAGUACGAGAAGGAGAAAUGAAGCAGCUAGACUCAUCAGUUUUACAUGCGAUGGAUCUGGAUGUCCCCAAGAACAUCCUGCUCUUCAGCGUGGUCAAAGCCCCACAGCACGGCAGCAUCAUCAACCACGGCAGUGAAAAGCCAGUCUACAAGAGACGGGAGGCCAGUUCCCGAUCCCCGGUGGUCGACUUUACAAUGACAGAGCUUACAAAUGGUAUGGAUCUGAUGUACAUGCACGAUGACUCAGAGAAUAUGGAGGAUAGUUUUACCAUCCAGUUGACUGAUGGCAGGCACCGACUCCACAGACAAGUGAUGGUUAAAGUGCUGCCAGUCAAUGACGAGGAGCCUCGUGUCGUCAGGAACAUUGGGCUGCAGGUGGAGCCAGGAGAAGCCAGAAUCAUAUCCAGUGUUACACUCUUUGCACAGGACAGUGAUACUCCUUCUUCAGAGGUCAUGUACAUGUUUGAGAGUGUUCCUACCCAAGGACUACUUCAGCUUAAGGAAGGUCAGGACUGGGUUACACUGACUGGGAGAAACUGCACCCAGGAGAUGGUGGAUAUGAACCUUCUGCGCUACGUGCACACAGGCCUGCACGGUGCCAAAACACAGGACUUCUUUGUCUUCUACUUGUUGGAUGGAAAGAAUCAAUCACCCCCACAGCACUUCCACAUCUCUGUCACAGAUCUAGAAAAAGGAAAUAUUGCCAUCUUUGUGAACCCGGUGAACGUCAGUCGUGGGGAUCGUGUGGUUCUCACCACAGACGUGCUGAUAGCCACAGACGGCACAGACAAGCCCGAGGAGCUUCUGUAUGUCAUCACCAACCCUCCUGCUCACGGACACAUAGAGUACAUUAAACAUCCUGGCCUGGCCAUCUCCACCUUCAGCCAGAUGGACAUAGCAGCCAACCUUGUGGCUUACGUGCAUGACAACCGAGCCAGCACACCCACAGAAACCUUUCAGUUUGUUGUGAGUAACGGUAAGACCAGCCGAAAUGGAAGCGUAGAGAUUGCAGUAGAAAUGGUGGAUCGCGUCCUGCCGUCUCUGUCCUUCAACAAAGGCCUCUCAGUCCCACAGGGCUCCUCCAUGAUCCUGGGUCCUGACUGCCUGGCCAUGUCUGACCCUGACACUCCACCCAGCACCCUGACCUUUGUCCUCCUCCAGCCUCCACAGUAUGGCAGGCUACUUUUAGGUGGUACCACACUAACUGCUGGCUCAAACUUCACCCAGAGAGACAUACAGGAGUUGGAGGUAACAUAUAAACAUGACAGGGGGCCGUCGCAGAUCGACCGAUUUGCCUUUACUGCCUCUGAUAGCACCAAUCGGGGCUUCCUGCUGGACGGGCGGUUACAUACAGAACCUGCGUACUUCACUAUUCAGAUCAAGCCUUUGGAUAAGUCGUCUCCUGAGGUUGUGAAGCUGCUUCCUCUCUGGAAAGCAGAGCUUUUAGGCGACGGACGACACGGGAUCUUUCUGUCAUCCCGUGAGCUGAAGGCCCAAGACAGCAACAGCAGAGAAGAAGAGCUAAUAUUCUGCAUCGUUCGCCAGCCCUACUUUGGUUACCUAGAAAACAUUACCACAGGUGAUUUUGUACCACAGCGCUUCUCUCAGAUGGAGCUGAACAAGAGAACUAUCGCCUACAUCAUCAACCCAGAUAGAGAGUCUCUUUCAGACAGCCUGGAGUUCAGAGUGUCUGAUCCUUUAGGGAACACUGGGCCUUCUCAUGCACUUGAAUUCAGCUGGUCCACCGUGGAGCUGUCUCAGCCUGAGUACUCUGUGUGUGAGGAGCAGGGAACUGUCUCGCUGGACAUCACCCGAAAAGGCAACUUAGCAGAGUCUUCAUAUGUCACUGUCAAGGUAAAGGAGGUGACUGCAACAGCUGGAAAAGAUUUCCUGAUAAGCCCUUCUUCUCUCAUUCAGUUUGAUCCAGGAGUGUCAAAGAGGAGCUGGCAGUCUGAGAUCAUUCAGGAUCACCUUGAGGAGGCUGAGGAGGUGUUUGAGGUGCUGCUGGUGUCCCCUGAAGGCACAGUGAUCGGCACCAUCGACAAGGCUCAAGUCACCAUCAGGGGCUCAGGAAGAGCAGGACAGUGCAGGCUGAACCAGGAUCAGGAGGCUCCUGUUCUUGGAGGAAAAGAGAUUCACUCAGACACAUACCCCCAGCAUGGAUCCAUUCAACUAGAGAAACUGCCGCUCGGCACAGAUUCAGUAAUCUGGACCCGUGGAGACAGCAUCUCCAGGCCUGGAGCAGAUGUCCAAAAAAAGAAUCUCAGAGUUAAGGGCAAUCCAAAGUCUAUUGCACCUUCAUCAGUUUUUCACAACAGGACAGACAUCGUUUAUACAUAUCAUGGACUCAUGCACAUGCAAGUAGAAGACGACACCUCCCCAUCGAGGAGGAGCAGAAAGGCAAACAUCCGUGUGGUUAGCAGGGGAGCACAGCAGCAGGCGUCACAGCAGCAGAUCCCAAAACCUCAAAAUACUGGACUGGCUAAAGGACAUGCUAAAGCUGAUAACUCCAUACCCAAGCCCUGUGUGCCAGAACUGAUGGGACUCCUGCAUUUCAACCAGACCACCAGUCAACUAUUUCACUGCAACGGUGUCUCCUGGAAACCCUGGGCUCCAACUGAUCAGAUGGUGAGUGCUCAGAUGUGUCCUCAGGGCUGGAGCUUUCAUGGUGGACACUGUUACACCCUCAGCUCGGAGCACAAGGUCACAUGGAGCACAGCUAACAGGGCCUGCAGGGAGAGAUAUAAAGGCACUCUACCAAGCGUUCUCUCUAAAGUCGACAUGGACUGGCUGUGGGACUUCAGCGGAAGAAAGCCAUUUUGGAUAGGCCUGAGUGACAGGGAGGGCCGAGGACGCUGGGAGUGGGCGGGCGGUGAGCCGGUCAGCUACACUAACUGGAGAAAGAUACCCCCUCGGUCCAAAAUGAAGGGACGCAAAAAGUGCGUCCUGGUGUGGAGAAGGGCAAAGUGGCAAAUCAGGGACUGCAGGACGAGUAGAGGUCAUCGCUUUGUGUGUUCAGUUAAAAUUUGAAUUCGACAGUGUAGACAGCAUCGCAGGCAUGAGCCACUGUGUCGUUUCGAAAGGUUGCAGGAGGACUGACUGAUCCUCAGGACAUGCAGAACUGCAAUAACAGACAACUUUCCAAUAAGGAUCAAUGGGAACUUUGCUGGAACUGUUCAUAUCAUUUAUAAUGAACUUUGUGACAAAUAUUGUGUCUAAAAAAUAUAUUUCUACACUAAGUUACAUUGUUUACACUGCAUUUAUUAUAAUUAACCACAGAGUAUUGUUAUAUACAGUAUGUAAAGCUUGUAAGAGAUUUGUUUUUAAAUGUAUUUAGUGUCUUUUGCUUAUUUCAGACAGAACCAAUGCUAGAUUACCAACAGGAGCCCUCGACCACCACGGGCCCCGAAAGCCCCAGGUUCACUGUGUGUCAGUUAGUUUGUGUUACAGGUAAUUUAGUUGCAAAUCUGUUUGUUGAUAUUCAUCUUGGUGCAACAUUCCUAAGGCACCCUGUGUCCAAAUCUAGUUGUAAGGCUUUUGUUAUUUUAAUUUAUAUUGUGCUUACAUUGUACAUAUUCCUGUAUUAAUUUGUGUUUAAUCAGAUUACCACAACCUAAUUGACACACAGUAUUCUAGCAGAAGAGUGCUGUUUGGUUUCUGUGUCUACAGGCAAAAUAUAAUGAAAAUGCCAUGUGUAGUCUGCUGUGUGUACUGUACUCAGUGGGAAUUUGGGGGCGAAAGGGAAUAUACACAAUGCACAGACAGUGGUGGUGUUGGUAGGGAGUGGGGGCCAGUGGGGGCCCAACAGCAAAUUUUUGCCAGCGGGCCCCCGUAAAAGGCUAAUCCAGCCAUGGGCAGAACAUCUAGUUCCACUUUGUUAAAUUGUAUAUUUGCUUUUUCACAAAUCUUUGUUUCACCAUGUUUUUAUGAAGAUUAAAAUGAAGCUUGAGCUCUUUAUUUCUUCAAA
Siniperca chuatsi (mandarin fish) is the source of this 7804-nucleotide messenger RNA. It is a transcript of the gene frem1a, whose product is annotated as Fras1 related extracellular matrix 1a. Gene Ontology annotation, biological process: cell communication. The record is from RefSeq and is a predicted model, not a curated record. Gene Ontology annotation, cellular component: membrane. NCBI's taxonomy places the organism in Eukaryota, Metazoa, Chordata, Actinopteri, Centrarchiformes, Sinipercidae.